AUGUGUUCUUAUUUUACUGGCGGCCCUGGAACGGUUUCUCGAUGUUCUGGGGCCGCUGGUGGGGCAGCUAGCUCCCCUUCAGGUUUUCGUAGCCGGCGACCUCAAUGCCAAGUCCACGGCUUGGGGAAAUCCGGUUACGAACCCAAAAGGGAGGGAGUCCAAACGUGCGUGCGUUGGUCGGGAGGUUCCGUGGUAGACGUCACGUUUGCCACGCCAGCUAUCGCACGCAGAGUGGAGGGGUGGAGGGUGGAAACGGAGGUGGAGACUCUCUCGGACCAUCGAUACAUAAGGUUCGAGGUGUCUCCAGCUCCCGUCCGUCCGGCGUCAUCGUCGUCGUCAACGUUGUUCAGGGGGUGUAGCCAGUUUCCACGUUGGGCACUCUCCAAGCUCAACCGGGAACUGGCAGAGGAGGCCGCAAUCGUCGGCCGCUGGAGUCUCCCGCCAUUGCUGGAGUUUGGGGUGGAUGAGGCGGCUAACCGGCUCUGCGACACAUUUACCGCUGUCUGCAGAGCGGCCAUGCCGCGCGCGAAGCGUCUACCCCAACGGCGGGUGCUCUACUGGUGGUCGGCUGAGAUAGCCGGUCUCCGGGCCGCCUGCAACGGGGCCAGGAGGCAAUAUACUCGGAGCAGGCGGAGACGCCCCCAGGACGUGGACAGGGACGACAGGCUGCGCAGGAUCUACGUGGAGAAAAGGAAGAUCCUGCAGCAGGCCAUAUACCGAGCCAAGGAGGAGGCCUGGCUGGAGUUAGUUGGGGGUCUAGAG
Melitaea cinxia (Glanville fritillary) is the source of this 762-nucleotide messenger RNA. RefSeq lists its product as uncharacterized. The annotation marks the transcript as partial. The transcript is spliced from 2 exons. NCBI's taxonomy places the organism in Eukaryota, Metazoa, Arthropoda, Insecta, Lepidoptera, Nymphalidae. The record is from RefSeq and is a predicted model, not a curated record.